Mauremys reevesii (Reeves's turtle) is the source of this 2294-nucleotide messenger RNA. RefSeq names its product RAD9-HUS1-RAD1 interacting nuclear orphan 1 (gene RHNO1). Lineage: Eukaryota; Metazoa; Chordata; Testudines; Geoemydidae. Gene Ontology annotation, cellular component: chromosome; nucleus. The record is from RefSeq and is a predicted model, not a curated record. The transcript is spliced from 4 exons. Gene Ontology annotation, biological process: DNA damage checkpoint signaling; recombinational repair; cellular response to ionizing radiation. Bases 367 to 1203 code for a protein of 278 amino acids.
UCGGGGCGGAGCCCGGCCCACGUGCCCUCCUCUGAGCGGGGGCUCCAGCUCUGCCCCCUCCCCGGGCGGGGUCGUGCCUCGCCCCUACCCGGUGCCCCUGCGCCGUCCUCCCAGCCCCCACCCCAACCCGCAGCCAGGCCGAGGAGCCGGCCGGCUAGCGGGGGCUGAGUGACCUCCGUGUGCUCCCGAGCCCCGGCUGUGCCGGGCGGGCGCUGUGGAAAAAGGCUAAUAUUCUGGAAUCUAUCAACAAGAGUGUCGUAUGCAAGUCAUGGGAGAUUUGGGUGCAGUUUGUCAUCUCCUUCCUCUUCCCCUAAUUGGCUCCACCAGGCAUCAUGAGGUUUCUUAGUGACUUUCUCACACCUUUUGAUGCCUCCAAAGAAGAAAUGCAUCCGCCAGGCCCGCAAGGCACAACUGCAGUUCCUUGAAACUCCAAGAGAGGGGCCUACACAUCACUAUGGAUCUCCACUGCCUUUGGCUGAGAACCCAAGACAUGUUUCUACCAAACCUCUAGACCAGAAUGCCUCCAUCUCAUGGGUGUCUCCACAGUUUGAAAGCACUGUGUCAACAGGCUUCAAGAGAUGUCAGAAGCAGCGCCAUGUUGCCCACAGCUUCCAGAGCCGGGAUGAUAGUCGUGGUUUCCUCCAUGUGGGAGGAGUGUGUCGGAAACAAACAGUCUGCAAAUUUCCUCCUUUAAUGUUUGAGGCUCCACAGGCACACCCCUAUGCUUCAGCAACAGAGUACUCAGACUCUUGUGGUAACCCAGGUAACUGUGCAAAGACAUGCCAUAUCCAGCCAAAGAGGGGCGCUGCAGCAAAGCCCAGUACCUCAGUGGGCAAGCCUAAGAGCUGUAGAAAAGGGGCCUCUUGGUUUCCUAACCAGGAUGCUGAGACAGAUGUCUUCAGUCCACCAGAUCUACAGACUCCAGAGCUGCCCUCUAUGAGAAGCUAUGGAUGCAGUGGUACUUUGCCACAGAUGAACACCCUCUCCCCGAAUCCACAUAGUGUUUUUGAUCUCUGUGCUGAUACCACUGAGAGCCUUGAACCAACAUCUGUACUGGUCAAGGAUACCCCAGAGCAUGAGUACGGAGUGAAGGUAACAUGGAGAAAACGGUCUCACCUGAUGAGAUACCUGAGGGAGAGGGGGAUGCUGAGCCCAAGUGACAUCCUAGUGAAGACUGUAAGUGCUGAUCCCAGUCAGUGCUGAUCCCUUUGUAAAAGGACACGCUGCCUUUGAGUUGAGGGGCACAGUAACUGAAAUCCCUCUUUGCUGGCUCCAAAAGCAAUGGGCAUUGCUAAGCCUAGUUGGGAGAUCAGUGACAGGCUAAAGAGAAGAACCAGGACUUAUAGUGUAAACUAAGACGGCUUGGGGCUGCAGAGAGAUGCUUCCCCGCCCGGCACCCGAGUGCUGUCUAGCCUGGCGGAAAAUCAGUCUGCACUGGAUGGUGAUGGGCGGGGGCGGGGCUGAGAGGUUCUAUACCGACCCCCGGACGUGUCCUUCCCAGCCGGCCCGCUCUCCUCCCCGCCUGGGCCCCGCUCUCUUUGUAGGGCGGGGAUGCGCUUUUCGCACCCUGCUCCAGCCGGGGUGAGCGAGCGGCCCACGCUGGCGUCUCUGUGUCCGGCCCUGUUAGCCCCUCCCCGCCUCGUCGGAGCCUCCGCGGCACAGCGGCCCCCGGCACGAGCCAAGGGGGUGGUCCCUCAGCCACCUUGCAACAGGCACGCGCGGGUUCUGCCCCACCCCUUCCAGGCACCAGCCAAUGAACGCUCCGGGUGUUGCGCCUUCGGCCAAUGGCGCGGCGCCUCAGUGCAGGGUGCGGUUGCUAAGGGCAGCGGCGGCGGCCGGGGCUAAACGCGAGCGGCCAGGAUCCCAUGGCAACGGCGGGGGUGAGGAUGGAGAGCGCGGGGGACCGGGCCGGGCCCCGCGGGGGCAGGUGAGACCCGGGGCGGGAGGUGCGCGGGUGGAGCGGCUCGGGGGUCACCGGGGGGCCGCCCCGGGGCCGACGGGGUUUCGCGGGGCUGGUGCCUGGGCUCUCGCUCCCCGUUGGUACCGAGUGAGGCGCCCCGGGCUCGUGUGUCGUGGAUGCCGCUGACGGCCCCGGCCAGCAGCACCUGGACAUCCCCUCCCUCCCCCCAACACUACCAGACGCUGCAAUCGCAACCCCAUUAAAUGUUCCCCUUCCCCCCUUGCUUGUGUGGAAAACCUACCUAGUCAGGCUGGGCAAUGGCCUCUCCCGGCGGGCAGGGCCACUGGCUGUACAGAGCGCGGUGCGGGGCACCAAAUAAACUCAUUGCACACGG